This is a messenger RNA of Hemibagrus wyckioides, 1598 nucleotides long. Its product is annotated as Ras-related and estrogen-regulated growth inhibitor-like protein. The transcript has 4 exons. The record is from RefSeq and is a predicted model, not a curated record. NCBI's taxonomy places the organism in Eukaryota, Metazoa, Chordata, Actinopteri, Siluriformes, Bagridae. Gene Ontology annotation, molecular function: GTPase activity; GTP binding. Bases 11 to 718 code for a protein of 235 amino acids.
AGAGCUUCACAUGUUACCUGUCGGCUCUGGGUUUCGGGGUUUGUUUACUUUACAGAUGGUGGUUCAGGUGGAGCCUCGUAUCCGCUACAGCAGCAAGAGGAUGGAGACAAAUCAGCCUAAAGUGGAGGCUAAUAUCUUACUACUCGGAGCUGAAAAUGUGGGGAAGUCUGCACUAACAGUGCGUUUCCUGACCAGAAGAUUUAUUGGAGAAUACGGCUCUAUAGAAUCCAUAUACAGUCAUCAUGAUAAGAUCGACGGCCGAGACAUCUGCUUCAACAUCUGGGACUCCCUUUAUCCACAGAACGCUGAAGAGGUGGGUCACAUCAGCGACCGGCAGCUCCAGUGGUCCGACGGCUUCAUCCUGGUCUACAGCAUCUGCGACCGGGCGAGCUUCAACGUGGUGCGACAGCAGGUCCAACGCAUCCGCCAAGCACAGCAGAAGCUCUCCAGCUCUGCACCGCUCAUCAUCGUAGGGAAUAAACGAGACCUGCAGCACCGGCGUGCCGUAUCCAGCGAGGAAGGCCGCCUCCUGGCGCUCUCGGCUGACUGCGGCUUCUUCGAGAUUUCUGCGGCCGAAGCCUACCACGGCGUCCUCAUGGUGUUCCACGAGCUGCUGGACCUGAUCCGUGAGGCCAGGGCGCUCAAAAAGGGCACGGCCGGCUUCAGGGGCAUCGUCAGGAGUAUGUCUGCAGUAUUCGGAAGGAAGAGGACCGAGUAGAACAGUUUUCUAGGAAAGAGGAACGAAUACUGCGUCCACAUUGGACUAAGAUUAUUGACUAUGAUAUUUGGAUUUGAAUGCUCUGUGAAUGUUCGAAUUCAGAGACUCUUAUCGCCGGUUCAUAGGGACGAUACUGUUGCCUUGUACCACAGCACUGUUAAAUCCUUCAAUCUGAUUGGUGUUCAUUUACUAGUACUUGUCUCGCAGAUGUUCAACAUUUUUUUAAGUACAUAGAAAUGGAUAAAAAAGCUCAAUGUGGCGACAAUGAAUGGAAAACUGCAGUGAUGUUAGAGAAAUAAAUCACUGUGGCACGUUAUAGGAAAGUAAUCAGCUUCAUUGUUUCCUUUAACCGCACAGCCCCAUGGGUUCAUUCUUUACAUAUUGUAUUAAAAAAAGCCCUUCAUACAAACAAGAGGCUAUUUCUAUGCAAAACGGACGUGCAGUGCAUCAUGAACUUUAUCUAUGAACAAACCACAUCACCCCGAUGACCAUCCUCCCUCUGAUAGCACUAGAGUUUUACACACACACAAGUUUGAAUCUAUUUUCUUGAACUUCACUGACUGCAGUGUGUGGAAAUCUGAAUCAUCAUCUGCCCACACAGACGAGUCGUUAUUCAAAGCUCAGGAUCCGCCUCGAGUCAGACGGACUCAGAUAAAGCGUUGUACUCUGUUCACACUGACCGCUGAAGCGUUACGUUACUCCGUUACACCCUGACGGCUUGUAACGUCCUCGAAUGAACCUAUACCCAAACAGAUGUGGCACAAAUCAGUUUCUUUUGUGUUGCUGCUGCUCUCGUUGCUUGUGUAUAUUUUGUUAAUAGUACAGAGAACUCUAUGCUAAUUUUUUUUUAAAAUAUAAUAAAACAUGAAGUCAUCAUGAA